Molecule: messenger RNA, 763 nt
Organism: Lobosporangium transversale
Lineage: Eukaryota; Fungi; Mortierellomycota; Mortierellomycetes; Mortierellales; Mortierellaceae
Exons: 3
Coding region: 107-529 (140 amino acids)
Source: RefSeq, a predicted model, not a curated record
UUUUUUUUUUCUUCUUUUAAUCCAUCACUUUUCUCUCCUGCCUCACUUCAAUCCAUUACAUUCUUAACUCCCUUCCCGUGGGUUAUGUAUUAAUCGAUCACCUAUUAUGAAAAAGAACUCUACUCAACCUACAUCCGGUACUCCACCCAUCAGCUUUGCCGCCGCUGCCCAGCGAAACACCAACAAAGCCAAUCCUCCGCCAACGCAGACACAACAACAGCAACAACAGCAGCAACAACAACAGCAGUCUACUACACCCUCUGUACAAACACCAGUAGCAUCACAGAACUCCUCGACUGCCACAACGCCCUCUUCAGGAAGUCAGGGUGCAGUAACAACCAAUAACUCAUCCGUCUCUGCACCAAAGCAGCCAUCCUCAAAGCCAGCUACUCCCUCCACUGCCAAUGGCAAUUACUCUGCUGUAGCCGCCAAGGCUAAUCAUGUUGUUUCUAUCAACUACUUAUCCGAAAACCAUCACAUACAAACAUAUACUUUCUCAUUCGGCAACAUGUGCAACUUGACAGCAUGACGCUUACUAUGAAUAUGACCUGAACUCUUUCUCCUUUAUUUCUAUAUGACAUCAAUAGUGCCAACAACAGGAGAUCACAGGCUCCCACGGCUGCUGCUGCUGUAAAAGGCUACCCUACAGCAAAGCCUACGUCUACUGUUGCCUCUCCUUUGCCUUCAUCCUCUUCUGUCUCUGGCAGCCCAGCUGCAUCCAUCCGUUUUGGAUCAAUCAACGAGCCAGAGUCCGGAUCAACGC